Orbicella faveolata is the source of this 5864-nucleotide messenger RNA. Its product is annotated as transcription elongation factor SPT6-like. Lineage: Eukaryota; Metazoa; Cnidaria; Anthozoa; Scleractinia; Merulinidae. The record is from RefSeq and is a predicted model, not a curated record. Gene Ontology annotation, cellular component: transcription elongation factor complex. Gene Ontology annotation, molecular function: histone binding; nucleosome binding; DNA binding. Gene Ontology annotation, biological process: nucleosome organization; transcription elongation by RNA polymerase II; transcription elongation-coupled chromatin remodeling.
AGUCUUGUGAUCUAGACAAGUUUUUCCUUUGUUUUUAAGUUCAGGCUGUAAGUGGACAGCUGAAAGGAAAUCCUGUUAGCCUCUGAAUCUUACUUUUUAGAAUCAGUGAACUUCCAGUCACUAUGUGUCACAAUGAUUUUACAGUGCAUUUAAACAUUAUUUUGUAAACUGUACCACUGCAUUUUGUUGCAGUUAGACUGUUAAUGUUACUAAUGUUGGUGACAAUUCCCGUAAACAACUCUCUGUUCCUUACACCUCUACUAGUUGCUCAUGAGAACCAUUCGAUCAUCAAUGGUCAGUUCUAGUUAUUAGUGAUGCAACGAUACACCUAUCCAUUGGUGAAUUGACAAGAUAACGCGACAUUAUGAUGUUCUGAUUCUUCAUGAAUAAAAUAUUUAACACUCAGAAAUAACUGUCUUGUAUGACUCCUUACCCAAGUCCAAGCCCUUUCAGAGCUAUUUUUCAAACAAAGGGACGCGGGAAAGGAGAAAAAGUGCCAUCUUUGCUUUGUAUGCUUUGCGUGCUUUUGGUGACGUAUCUUUCAAGAUGGCGGCCCAAAAGCUUGCACUGUUCCAGUUAGUUCUCAGCUGACACAGUCUUAUGCACCUACAGACAAAACACAUGGCUCGUCACUACCCCGUUGUUUGCAGCUCUUCUUUUCCUGUUAGUUGUAUGUAAUGAUGUAUCAUAUCGUGUAUUGUAUCAUAGCACUUGUAUCAAGAUAUGUAUCGUAUCGUGAGAAAUUGUAUCAUUGCAGCCCUACUACAGUAGUUAUGGACACCUUUUUCAGGUCCAGAUAGUGUCUGCUUUGGAGAGCUUCCACUCUAUUAUAUAUUUUAAAACGUAUGAAUUAAUCAUCAUCACACAUGCAUUGUAUAUUGCAGGAUCGUCUUGAUGGUGAUAUCCACUCUCACUCCAGAACACCCAAAGCUUACAGUAAUGAUGAGGAGAGAAAGGAGGCUUUUGUUGGCAAAAUCAGGGAAGCUUUGAACCUGAUGAGGAACCAACUCUUUGAGGUUCCAUUCAUUGCUAACUAUAGAAAAGAGUACAUUGAGCCUGAACUGAAUAUUGAAGACCUGUGGAAAAUCUGGGAAUGGGAUGAAAAGUGGUGCCAGCUUCGCACUCGUAAAGAGAAUCUCCAUCGUCUAUUUCAAGAAAUGCAGGAUUACCAGUUUAACAAGAUCCAAGAGAGUGGUGACCAGCCUCUUGAAGAUGAUACAAGAAUUUUGCAGGCAGAGGAUAUUGACAGGCUAGAUGAAGUUGAGACCAUGGAACAACUAAAAGAUGUGUACAGUCACUUUAUGUUGUACUACAAAAACGACAUCCCUGCCAUGUGGGAAGUCAAGAGGAAAAAGAGUCAAUCAGCUGAGGGUGAGGAGGCUGAUGGUGAAACAAAAGUCACACCACAAAAACAGAAAAUGCCAGCAAAGCGUGAUCUUUACACUAUAUGUAGACAAGCAGGUGUUAGUGGUUUGGCCAGAAAGUUUGGCUUAACUCCAGAUCAGUUUGGAGAGAACUUGCGUGACAAUUACCAGAGACAUGAGACUCAGCAGCAUCCUCUUGAACCAGACGACACUGCUGAGAAUUACCUUAGCAGUACCUUCUCAACUGUUGAUCAAGUUCUAGAGGCGGCAAGGCACAUGGUGGCCAUGCAGAUUGCUAGAGAUCCUUUAGUUCGACAGUGUGUGAGGCAGACUUUUUAUGAGAGAGCCAAACUCAAGAUAAAACCGACCAAGAGAGGGAAAAAGGAAAUUGAUGAGUCCCACUCCUGCAGUACAUUCAAGUACAUUAAACACAAACCGGUCAAUGACCUUAAAGGCGACCAGUUUCUGCGCAUGUGUAAAGCUGAGGAAGAUGGAUUGCUCACCAUAAGCCUUGGAAUUGACCUGGACAAGAGUGCAGAUACCAGACUUCCAUUUACAACUUACUUUGAUGAAGUCAAGCAGUUAUAUUACAGGGAUGAAUUUAGCCACCUUGUGCAAGAAUGGAACUCGCAGAGAAUAAACGCUUUGUCGCGUGCCUUCAACCAGAUGCUGUAUCCACUUCUUGAAAAAGAACUUAAACUCAAACUCUUACAGGAAGCCAAGAAUUUUGUUGUGAAGUCAUGCUGUCGCCGAUUGAGAUCAUGGGUUGAAGUUGCUCCAUACCAACCUGAGCAGCAUGUAGAUGAUCAGGACUAUGAUGACAACACUAAUUCUGAAGGGCUCCGUGUAUUGGCGUGUUCUAUCUCCGCCAGUCCAGACACACCAGCCUUCCUGGCCAUGCUGGAUGGAGGAGGGCAAGUCAGUGACUACCUCAGGCUGAAGUAUCUACUGAACAGAAGAAAUACGACAAGAGCAAAAGAACGAGAAGACAAGGAAAAAGACAUGCAGACACUGAAGCAGUUUAUACUCAAGAAGCGUCCUCAAGUGGUGGUCGUUUCCGCUGAAUGUCGCGAGACAGUGGCUGUUGUGGAUGACAUAAAAAUGUGCAUAUCAGAGCUCGAGCAAGAGAACCAGAUCCCAACCAUCUCUGUAGAAGCAUUGGAUGGCGAAGUAGCUCGUGUGUUUAUGUCGUCUCCUCGAUCAGAGAAUGAGUUUCGUGAGUACCCCUCCCUGCUGCGUCAUGCAGUGUCUCUAGGCCGCAGGAUUCAGGAUCCGCUGGCUGAGUUCGCUGCGCUGUGUGUUGAGGAAGAUGAACUUCUGUGUUUACGACUGCAUCCGUUCCAGGACCAUGUAUCCAAAGAGCAUCUUGUCAAAAGUCUUCAUCAGGAAUUCGUGACAGUAGUAAAUGACGUAGGAGUUGACCCCAACCGCCUUUUGGAGCAUCCCCACACAGUCGCGCUGUUGCAGUUUGUGUGUGGACUGGGACCCAGGAAGGCGUCAUCUUUAUUGAAGAGUCUACGUCAGCAGUGUACCAGACUGGAGAACCGCUCCCAGCUCGUGACCGUGUGUGGCCUGGGUCCUCAGGUGUUUUUAAACUGCGCAGGCUUCAUUAAGAUUGACACAGCAGCCAUCAGUGACACGACAACGAACUAUAUCGAGGUUCUCGACGGUUCACGAGUUCAUCCGGAGACCUACGAAUGGGCAAAGAAAAUGGCCGUCGACGCGCUGGAAUACGAUGAGGCGACGAUGGAAUCGAACCCAUCAUCCGCUUUGGAAGAAAUUCUCGAGGCUCCCGACAGGUUAAAAGACCUAGAUUUAGACGCGUUUGCGGAAGAGCUGGAACGUCAGGGCUUUGGAAACAAGCGGAUCACGUUAUACGACAUCCGAGACGAGCUGUUUGGCCAGUACCGGGAACGCCGCACGCCGUUCCGUGCUCUGACGGUAGAGGAACGCUUCAGACUGCUAACGGGAGAGACCAAUGAGUCUCUUUACGUGGGCAGGAUGGUGAUAUGUACCGUGACUGGGUUUGCUAACAGAAAACCUCCUCGUGAUAUGAUCGAUCAGGCGCAACCUGUCAGAAAUGACGAGACAGGCCAGUGGCAGUGUCCGUUCUGUUUACAGGAUAACUUCCCUGAUCUGAGCGAGGUGUGGACACAUCUUGAUAACGGGAGCUGUGCUGGUCAGGCGGUGGGUGUUCGUACCAGACUGGAAAGCGGCCUGUCCGGGUUCAUUCCGACCAAGAUGAUAAGCGACAAACAUAUCAGCAGUCCUCACGAGAGAGUCAGGGCUGGAAUGACUCUCCACUGUCGCGUGACACGAGUGAACAUGGAGCGGUUUCAGUUGGACCUGACGUGUCGUUCAUCUGAUCUCGCUGAUAAAGAAGGAAAGUUCAGUCUUCCCAAAGAUUUGUAUUACGAUGAAGAUGCGGCAGACAAUGACAAGAAAGACGAGGAAGCGGCGAAAAAGAAAGCUAACAGACCAAAAUACGUGAAGCGUGUGAUAGUGCAUCCUGCCUUCAAGAACAUCUCAUUCAAGGAGGCAGAGAGGCUCUUAGCUGAAAUGGACCAGGGAGAAUGUAUUGUCCGACCCAGCAGUAAGGGCGCCGAUCACCUUACUGUCACGUGGAAGGUUGAUGAAGGAGUUUACCAGCAUGUGGACGUGCGUGAAGAAGGAAAAGAAAACGCGUUCAGCCUUGGACGAUCACUCUGGAUUGACAGCGAGGAAUUUGAAGAUCUCGAUGAAAUCAUUGCGCGACAUGUUCAACCGAUGGCGUCAUUUGCUCGGGAAAUUCUUAACCACAAGAACUACAGAGCAGUGGACGGAGUCAAAUCCAAGCUGGAAGAAGUUCUUCAUGUGGAGAAAAAGAAAGCCCCACAGAGAAUUCCGUACCUUCUGAGCACAUGCAAGGAGUUCCCGGGGAAGUUCUUCCUGGGGUAUCUUCCCCGUGUCAAGCCCCGGGUAGAGUACAUCAGUGUGACCCCGGACGGAUUCCGGUAUCGAGGAAGAGUGCAUGCCACGUUAAAUGGUCUGUUUAGAUGGUUUAAGGAGCAUUUCAGGGACCCCAUACCUGGUACUCCUCGCCACAGAAUGCCUCACUCCAUGUCCGAAAGCAACACACCCUACACCCCAGGGGGUACCCCCUCCAUUAACUCUGAUGUUGAUCCCGCUCGACUUUUACCUCAGCUUCAACAACAUUUCCCCCGGGGAAUCACCGCCGACCCCAAGGUUUACUCAGCACUGGCCGCAGUUGCUAGGCAACAACAACAGCAGGACACGCAAAAGAAGGCAACAAGCACACAGCUCACGCCUGCGCAGUGGGGCGCCGCCGCAGCCCAGCACAUACAGCGUCAAAACAAACAGCGAGCUCAGCUUCAACAAACACCUACACAGCAAACCCCGACACAGCAGACACCGACGCAACAGGGCUACCAACAAUUUCCACAGUACGGUUACUAUCAGCAGCACCAGGAUCAAACUCCAACUCCGACAACCACUUAUGGAUACCAGCAGACAUACAGCGGCAACAAGGGAACUGGAAAAGAGAGUAGCAAGAGUCGGUAGCGUCCAGUCCCACUCGUCUCUGGGUCGAAGUGUUAACAAAGAUACGUCAUGUGACGGUCUUCAUUUAUUUAAGACUUAAAAUCAGUCUCGGCGAGAAAAGAAAAUCCUGAAAAAAUUCAAAUAGUCUAUUAACUCUUUAGUGGAUUUGUAUUGUACGGGCUGUUUGGAAACGACAUGAACGCAGUGUGCAGUGUAGGAGAGCCACUGCUUAUUAGCUGCUAAUACAGAUUGAUAGCUUGUUAUAGCGACAUGUGACUCAAUUAUGAACAGGUUAUUUCAUCCAAACAACACAGCAAACAAAGUAACUGGAUCAGUUCGUUUGUGAAAAAGUGCCACCUGGCGAUUUUUCAGUAUGACAUAAACCGCACAAUAUAAAAAAAGUGCCAUUGGCCGUAAGGAGUUAUCAAUGAGAAAUCGUUCGAAUGCUAUUCUUGAGUAAAGAGGUUCAUUGCGGUUAUCCGUUGAUUGAAGUACCCUGAAAUGUAAUUGUUUAUGUACAAUCGUAUGUAGUUUAUGUUCCAGGUAACUAAAAUUCUCUCAGCAUGGCGGUGCAAUCUUUUAAGUGAUGGUGUGUAUAUCUAUCCUUGUUGGUAACAUAAGGCGAUUACCUAGAUUUUAUAGAUUUAAUGUUCAUCAAGAGAAUAUUCACUCCAUAUGCGCUGUAACGUUUGUGUGGUAACGAUCUGUUAUACACCAAACUGAAACUGCAGCAAAGAAAUGGAGAGGUGUUUUGUGUCUUGUUCCGUGUGAAAUAGCUCUCGUGUUGAUAUCAAUAUUGCUCUUUGAGUUUUAUAGACAGCAUUAUUGUGUUGUAUUAAUUAAUUAUUUUUGUAAAAUAUUGAUGAUUGUAAGGGCGCUUUGUCUCGGAGAACGAUUUUGUAACUAUAUAAACAUUCUGUUGUAAGAAAAACCACACAAAAAAUGAAUAAAAAUAAAAGA